This is a messenger RNA of Anopheles nili, 969 nucleotides long. RefSeq lists its product as uncharacterized. Bases 1 to 969 code for a protein of 322 amino acids. Gene Ontology annotation, molecular function: oxidoreductase activity, acting on the CH-CH group of donors. The record is from RefSeq and is a predicted model, not a curated record. Gene Ontology annotation, biological process: lipid metabolic process. Gene Ontology annotation, cellular component: membrane. The transcript is spliced from 5 exons. NCBI's taxonomy places the organism in Eukaryota, Metazoa, Arthropoda, Insecta, Diptera, Culicidae.
AUGGCCGUGAACGUACUGGACGAGGAUCACUUUGCGAUCAGCGCGAUCGUGACGGUAGUGAUGCAGAUCAUCUUCUUCCUGAUCGCCGCCAUCUUUCAGCUCGAUAAGCUGACCGAUUUCGCCGGGGGCGUCAACUUUAUCAUCAUUGCCUUACUGACGUUCUUUCUUGGGCAGAUCGAUCGGGCUUUGAAGCCCUACGACAGCCGGCAGUUGAUGGUGACGGUGUUCGUGUGCCUCUGGGGAGCUAGGCUCUCCGGCUAUCUGCUCUAUCGGAUCGUGAAAAUCGGACGCGACAAGCAGUUCGAGGACAAUCGGCGCAAUGUGAUCCGGUUUGCCGUCUUCUGGACGUUCCAGGCUGUGUGGGUGUUCGUCGUAUCGCUGCCCGUCAUCAUCAUCAACUCACCCCGGCACUCGUACCCAAAGGCACCAAAAACGAUGACGACCCUCGAUUCGGCCGGUACGGGCAUGUUUAUCACGGGCCUGCUGGCGGAGACGUACGCCGACCUGCAGAAGUUCUCCUUCCGCCAGGAUCCGAUCAAUCAGGGCAAGUUCUGCAACGACGGCCUUUGGCGGAUGUCGCGGCACCCGAACUACUUCGGCGAGAUCGUCAUCUGGUGGGGCAUUUUCGUCAUUUCGCUGAACGUCAUCGAGGGCAUCGAAUGGGUCGCUAUCCUGUCGCCGAUCUUCACGACCCUCAUCAUCCUCUUCCUGUCCGGCAUCCCGGUGCGGGAGCGCUCUGCGGACGAGAAGUACCGGGACGACCUCGAGUACCGGAAAUAUAAGGCGUGUACGUCCCCGUUGAUACCGAUUCCGCCCGCGAUCUACUCCGAGGUGCCACGAGCGCUCAAGUUUAUCCUGUGCUGCGAAUUCCCGCUGUACGACUCGCUGGACAAGCGCCGCAAGGACGAAGGACCUUUCGCAAUGACAACCUCCAUAUCGGUGGCACACUCACACUCCACCCACACCUAG